Molecule: messenger RNA, 6182 nt
Organism: Topomyia yanbarensis
Lineage: Eukaryota; Metazoa; Arthropoda; Insecta; Diptera; Culicidae
Gene: heca
Product: headcase protein
Exons: 3
Coding region: 1586-2956 (456 amino acids)
Source: RefSeq, a predicted model, not a curated record
ACCGAGCAAGAACAUAAUCCUAUACGACGCGCUAUAGAAUAUUAUUCGCCGGUCGGUACGAACCGGCAGCAGCAGCAACAUUCAGUCAGAGUCGAGUCAGUGGCGUUGUUGUUUGGCAGUGACAGAGAGACCGAAUGAGAGUGCACGACGCGGCGGGAAACCUGAAUGGGGUGUGGUAGUGUUGUGUAAGGGACGCUAAGCAGAAGCUGCAGCAGCAGCAGAAGAAGAAGAGACACGAAGGCGAGUGUUGCCUAGUGAGAGUGUUUGUGUGCUUAUGAGCUGGUGCGGUGUAACGGAGAAGGCAUCAGGCUGAGAAGGAGAAGAAGACGAAGUGCCGUCCGUCGUCAUACGUUCUUCCUAUUCCGCGUGUUCGCUCCUGGAAAACCCGCGCGCUCUCCCCCACGUCGUCGUCGUCGACGUCGUUGUCGUCGAGAACAGGGAACAGCAGCGGCCGCCAAGUCGACAGGCUCGGUCGCAGUUUCGCUUUUGGCAGUGUGUUUUGUAGCGCUGUGCAGGAAGGAAGUGUGUUGCAGGCAAGAGCGCGCGCGAGAACAAGGCAAGGAAGAGUCUUUAACUUGGACCGUCGUUCGAUUUUUCAUGUGGUUGAACAGAAAGUGAAAACAGGCCUCGCGUGAAGGCCGUCAGUUGAAAGGAAAAAAAGGCCUUUUCGCCUCGACAGUUUAUUAGUAUCGUGUUUUUAGUCGAUUACCGUUUUCGUUUUUGAUCCGCUCCGUUGUUGUUUACGUAAAGUUAGAAUUUUCUUCCGAUUUUGACCAGACAAAAUCAGGCAGAGCGAAAAAAUAUAAACUUGAGAAACUACUACACAGCUGUGGUGUAUAGGAACAGAAACUUAAAAAUAGAUCUGGUUUUCCGGAGCCGUUCCUCGCAAAUCAAUCACACCGGACCAAGGAAGAGGGAAGUUGCAGAGCAGGGCAACAGUGUUUGAAGUGCAGGAAAAACAAAUGCCAAAGUCCGACACCUCAGUGAUAACGAUUUUUCGCGUUUUCCUACCGUUUUUCCUUCACCGUUGAGUGUGUUCGUCGUCGUCGUCGUUUUUUUUUUUUCCUUCUUUAUCAUCUGUGUAAGCUCUCAGGGAUCUCCAAAUGGGUGAUUUUUGUUCCCUUACGACGUACAACGCGAUAUUGGCCCAAAGUGACUGAGAGUGAGAGGAGAAUUUUUUGCUGUUUUGAGUGGACGGAUCCGACGAAAUAAACAAAACUAGGGCAAGUGUACUUGAACUACGAAUGGGAAGAUUUUGAUCCGUAUGUUUUCCGUUCCGAAAUAGAUGCUUGGCAAAGUGUGAAGUGCAGGAUGAAGAGUAGGGAGCUCAUGUGCAAGUGACGGACAAUAGAAACCAGCGAACAAACUGGAGACGUUUAGAGUGAUUAGAACACAGUGGCGUCCAGUGUUCCGGAUGAGCAACUGAAAAAAAAACGCGACUAGUCGAACUUAAUUUCUUUUUCGAAGAUUUUCUUUGAUAAUUAACUAUCCUUCCGCGAGUGUUCCGCCCGAGUUUCCGGGGGACCUCCUAAAAGCUACGAAAAUAGAUACCUUAGCGUUACACCCCUACCAUUCGUUGCUCCUGAUGGCGCCUCGAAGAGGAACCGUAGGUCCCGGGACGACCACCCUGGACCUGUUUGGGGCUCUAGGGGAUUCGGAUCACGGUUUCGAAAGCUCGCAAUCGGCCGAUGGAUCCGGUAGCGAGGGUGCCCAUAUGACCCGUUGCUGUGUCCCCAGUGGAGACUGUCUCAAGUGCUCACCGGUCGAGUUUGGUUCCAUCAAUCUGGAAGAUCUGCGUGAUUGCGUCCGGGUUAUCUGCAACAAUGACAAUUGCACGAUCGGUCAGUACAUGCAUCGGGAGUGUUUCGAGCACUGGGAAGAAGGUGUUUUGAACUAUUUGAAAUCCAUUGGCCGGGCUCGGUCCUGGUCGGACAAGCAGCGACAGCAGAAUCUCUGGACCAAGAAAGGUUACGAUCUGGUGUUCAAGGCGUGCACCUGCAAGUGCGGUCGCGGUCACAUCCGUAAGGAUCUGGACUGGAACCCACCGACUUCUCUGUUCGCGACCCGGCUGGACGACGAUUCCAACAAGAAAAAGAAGAAAAAGAACCGCCAAAACCAGAAGCCCACACUGGCAAUCUCGACCAGCCCGAGCAGCCAGUCGAGCAGUUCCUCCAACAGCCCGAACUCCCACGGAACGACACCGGGUAGUCACCAUCAGCAGUCGCUGCUGAAUCCGCUGAAACUGGUCGAUCACUUUACUACCUCAUUGAUGCUUAACACGACGACCAGCAGCACAAUACAACAACAGCAGCAGCAACAGCAACUGCACCAUCAACAUCAGCAGCAGCAGCAGCAACAUUCGACGGAACGAAACCGGACCAACAGUUUGUCCUCGUCCAGCAAUGGGUCCAGUACCCCGCCGGCCAGUUCGGUGGCGUCCACGACUUCGGGCGGGGGCAGCGCCGGUAGCGACUGUCAGAGCAUUUCGCCGGUCCAUAGCGGCGGCGGGCUCGGUAUCGGCGGAUCGGUGGCCGCCCUGGCCAAGAUGCCGCUGACCCCGAAGACCAAGGUGGAGAUUUAUUCCGAGAGAGUUAGGGCGACAUCUGGCGCCAACGGAAUCUUCUCCCGCCGCUUGGAUUUCUCCUCGUUCAACAUGCUACCCCGGCAAAGGAUAAACUCGUACUCAAUCAAGGUAAUUAUUUGCUACUCAUCAAACCCAUCUGUAAUCGAACGAUCCCCCUCAACCGGUAACUAUAACGAUUUUGCCAAUACGAACCCCAACAAACAAACCCAUAAUCUUCCAACCCACCCAUACGCGAGUAUAGAGCAACCGAAAAAUGCUAACUCUUGCCGGAUGCCGAAGGAAGGAAAAACUCCCAAUCAAACAUGCAAUCAUAAUUCUUCACUCCCACGAAACUCACUAACCAUAAGCACGAACAGUACGCUCUCCACGUAGGGUGGUGCGUUAAAUCAAAGGAAAAAAUUCCCAUCCUCCGUCAAAUGGUCCAAAUUGCUAAUUCCGAGUCCCCGAGCCCAGAUGUAAAGCAACUCGCGUCUCGAUAUCCCCAAAAUAUGUUUCCCUGCAACCCUGUGACUGUGAGUUCCAGCAAUGGCACCACUUCACCAGUCGUCGGCGUCUCCAAAGAAAAGAAGAAAAAAAAAUGGUUAUUCGAGUACCGACCGGAAUCAGCCACGCUUGGUUGGAAGUCCCAGGACAAAGACGAAGACGACGACGACGACGACUGUCACCACAAAUUUCGCUCCACUCCACACACUGACUGGCUGACUGACUAACUUUGGGUGUGGGUUGUCAUCUCGGUACUUUUUGGCAAGAAGCAAAACAUAACGGAAGGGAUUGGGAGGGGGGAAGCGGGACAAGAAAAAAGUAUUAACAUGAACAUUUACAUGAAAUUAUAUUUAACAUAUGUUGUGGGACUGUCAGUUGUCAGGUUUCGCUCCCAAAAGAGGGGGGGAGGCGCUGUUCGGUGUCUCUAUCUUCUUCGAUAGUGGCCAUUAAAAGAGUGCCCCCCCCCCACAUCAAACAUUCACAUAUUAAUAUGCGGCGAAAUGAUAGUCAGACAAGUGGUUCGGAUAUGAUGGAACAGAUUCUGAAAGCGAUGAAAACAAGGUCGUUUCGUUUCGUUUCGUUUCGUGAGGCUGACAUGUGUUGAGAGCGUCAACUGUUUGACCUUUUAAAUAAGUGAUAAGCCUCGCUGAUGGUUGAUUUUUAAGUGAUACAAAAAUUAACCAUGCAUUGCGAUUGAGUGACAGUUUGACAGUUGACAGAUUGACAGUUGACAGAUUCACUCUUGACAGAUUUAUUCACUUCUUCACUACACUUCGCACAUUUGGUUUUUCCAUCGUGUGGAAACGGUAUGUCAACUGUGAUGUCCCGAAAGAAAAUAGAAAGCAAAAACGUGUGCGAGGACCGUGCACAAUCUCAAACUAUCAUGUCUAAUCAUUACCUAGAACGUACGUAAAUCAAGUUCUGCAACGCCCUCGCAACCCCCUUCACCACCUCUGUUAAUCGCUAGAACUGCCAAUCAAAUCAGAGAAGGUUCCAACUGGUGACGACUGGCGGGUCCCGAAUUCAGCUCGCUAAUCUGAUCAGCCAACAGAAACCCACCUUUGUUUGCACUCUUUCAACAUCUAUCCGAGACCUUCCGAAGCCAUCCAACUAACCAACCAACCCGACAAGAAUAUAAUUAAGAUAGAAACCCGUCCAUGACUCACUCCCAACCGGAGUCGGACAGGACGGACGGGUAUUAACAACCCCCGCACACCAGCAGCAGCAGUGCCAACAACAACGACUAGAAUGCAAAUUUUCAUCAACCCUCUUCACGCGAAGGGGCAGACCGCUCGAAGCGUCACACUGCAGUUAUCGCUAAUUGAAUUAGCGACCGCAAACUUACCGGUGUGCCCUUUCCUUUCUCGUUCAAAGCAACAAAAAAGAAGAACGAAAAAAAAAAAUAGUGCCAAACACGAAAAGUUACUCAAACUUUCACACGCGGAAGCGGCGCUGAUACGAACGGUUUUUUCUUUCUUCUUCUUUCGCUUGUUAUUAUUUUCUUCCGACCUCUCCCAAAAAGAUAAGCUAAUUGCAUUCCUUCCUGCCGCGCAAGUCCGUAGAUCAUCAAUCAUUUGCUUGGCCAAGGUAGGAAGAAGCCUUCGGGAAGGUGGGCUCCACCGGUUUUCGAAAAAUGACCGGUUGACUCACACGGCAGGACCUUCGAGAACACCCCGAGCUCAACUGAGCGUGAAAAGGAGGAUGAGAAGGGAAAAAACCGGUACAGUUCAACUCAUCUCAACUCGACCCGACUCGAGAUCAUAAUUUCGGAGUGAACCAGAACAUGAACCCGCUUCAAGACUAACCUUCUGCCCGUGCCGGAACACACUCAUUCAGCCAAUUCGGCGAGGUUUUUUUUCGGAGUUCGAGUUUGAGGCACAUGUAUUUUUUGUUUUCUUCGGUGCGAUUCAAAGGAUGAUUCUCAUAAGCAUAACUCUUCAAUUUUUAUGACCGAAGAAGGGUUAAUAUUUUUUCGGUUUUUGAUGUUUUUUGUCGAUUGAGUUUAAUCGUUGAAACGAUAUAAAUCAUGUUUAUUGCCGUCGUCGGUUGUCUCAUGGACCCAAGUCGGUGAGGUUCAUCAUGAAGCGAAUUCGCCGGUCGUAAUCGAAAUUGUGACCACCAACGGUUGAUUGUAUCUGUUUCGUAAUAUUUAUUGUGAAUUUCAUCAAAUUGUCAUGAGAUAGCAUGGGGUCUCAAACCCUCAAAUAAUAAAUCAUAUUCAAUUAGAAAUUAGCAAUAAAAAAAACUGUUUUCAAGGCCCCAAAAAGCGAAAAUUACUUUUAAAAAUCGUUUCAUCAGUAUCUGGCACUGACUUAGUGCCUUGACUUAUCUUGUAGGUGUGCUGUGACCUUCACUAUUGGCGCGAUAGUCGAUCUUUUGUGAUUCAAUCGCAAACUGUUGUUUGCUUUGCUAAUACAAGCUCUAACAUGUUUAAAGAUUUAGCAUCUAUCUAAUACUAAGGCAGUGUCAGGUAGUAAAUCACGAAUGCGCGUCACUUUUAUAUAUAGUUAAUUUAUAUCUGUCGCGUUUCAUUCAUCCCUAAUUCAUAGUUUUACUGUUUGAUUCGUGUUCUUUGUUUCACCAUCUUGUGCCACCUCCUAAUCGAGACCGAAGGAGUCCAAAAUCAUCCGAAUUCAGAAUAAACUUUUACUACCAUUUUAUUAUCUACUCAUUUAGACAUUAGGGCAAUCUGUUACAGAUUGUCCGUGGCCAAGUUUAGUUCUGACAAUGUCACUACAUAUAUCCUCCGUAAAAAAACAUUAAACUCUGAUACCCAUAUGUAUUGGUAUUGUUCCAAUCCGUUCCAGAAUCGAAUACUUCACCCGUGGCAUCCGGAAUCAUCUACCAGAUUCUCCGUUUCAUAUUUUUACCCAGACCAUGUCUACCGAUAUUUACAGUAUAAAGAUCUGACCCGUUUCAGAAUUCAGUACUUCCUUUCUGGACACCAGGAACCACUACAGAUUGUCCGUGGUACUUUUUGGUUCCGAAGAUGUCUCUUCUCUUCGUUUUACAUCCGAUGCUGAUUAGACAGCGGUUUAUGGUUUAGAUGAAAAUUUUGAAACCGGUGUGAGGAGUUCACAUAAAAUUGAUACCUUUCCGAGUAAAUUGUGCCGUG